Messenger RNA from Peronospora matthiolae, 1827 nucleotides. Lineage: Eukaryota; Oomycota; Peronosporomycetes; Peronosporales; Peronosporaceae. The record is from the annotation of a GenBank genome assembly.
AUGGAGGGCGCGCGCGUGUACAUUCCCGACGAGAAGUUUGUCUGGGUACCAGCUACAAUCCUCUCGGUCAACGAGUGCGGCAACGUCUUCCGCGUCCGGGUGCAACCAUUGCGCGGCAGCUCCGAUGCGCCCGUUGACGAGCGCACCGUCGACCUCACCCACGACGGCAUGCCCGACUCGUUGCCGCUCCAGAACGAAGCCAGCUCGGACCUGACGAGCGCUGGCGCCGAAGACAUGUGCGCGCUCGGGCAUCUCCACGAGCCCGCGAUCGUCUACAACGUGCGCGCGCGCUUCUUUGCCAACGAGCCGUACACGUACACGGGGAAGAUCGUCGUGGCGUUGAACCCGUACCAGUGGAUCAAGAGCCUCUAUACGAACGAGCUCCGGGAUCUGUACACGGAACGCCCAUGGGACGUGAUGCCGCCACACGUGUAUGCGACAAGCGCCGAGGCGUUUCACCACAUGAACCAGCACCGUCUGCCCCAGAGCAUCCUCGUGAGUGGCGAGUCGGGGGCAGGCAAGACCGAGACCGUCAAGAUCAUGAUGGAGCACUUGGCGAGUAUCUCCAUGGCGAUCGCCAAGCGCUUGCCACCGGUCGAGAGCGGCGAAGCAGUCGUGGUCGAGAAGGUGCUCAAGAGCAACCCGUUGCUGGAGGCGUUUGGCAACGCCAAGACGAUCCGCAACGACAACUCGAGCCGCUUUGGCAAGUUCACGCAGCUCCAGUUCAAUAGCGACUCGUGUCUCGUGGGCGCCGAGUGUCGUCACUAUUUGCUGGAAAAGUCGCGCGUUGUAGCGCAAGCGGCAGGCGAGCGGAACUACCACAUUUUCUAUCAGUUGGUGAGUGCCAAGGAGCCGGCGCUUGGCUUUGACGCGAACACGUCAGCCAAGCAGUUUCGCUUCUUGCAGGACGAAGUGCUCACGCUGGACGGCAUGACAGACUUGGAGCGGUACCAAGUCACGCGGGACGCUCUCACGACGAUUGGCGUGAGUGACAAGGAGCAGACGGAGCUCUUUCGCGCGCUGUGCGGGAUCCUGCGGCUCGGGCAGCUCGACUUUGUCCCGCUCGACUCGAACAAGGACGACGCGAGUCAAGCGGUGGCGUUUGUCGCGUCGUCCGCGACGAUUACGGACGAGCAGAUUGCGCUGCAGAAGAUUGAGAUGGAGCAGUGUGCGCAGCUCUUGGGCGUGGAGAUGGCAGCGCUGGGCGCACAGCUCUGUAGUCGCACGGUCAAGGCCCGUCAGGAAGUCUAUUGCGUGCCCUUGUCAGCUCAUCAAGCUGGCAACAAUCGCGAUGCCCUGGCAAAAGAAAUUUACGCGCGAGUGUUCGGCUAUUUGGUACGUCGCGUGAACCACAGCAUUUCGAACUCGACAGCGGUCACGCCAUCGUACCUACACAUUGAUUUGCUGGAUAUCUUCGGUUUUGAGUCAUUCGAGCACAACAGUUUUGAGCAAUUUUGCAUCAAUUUUGCGAACGAAAAGCUGCAGCAGAAGUUUACGAUGGAUGUCUUCAAAACAGUGCAAGAGGAGUAUCAGCAAGAGGGCGUGGCGUGGGAGUUUGUCAAGUACCGAGACAAUCAGGAUAUGCUGGACCUCUUGGAGAACUCAAUGGGCGUCAUGGCGCUGCUUAACGAGGAAUGUGUACGUCCAAUGGGCAGCGAUCUGUCAUUUGUUUCCAAGCUGGUGUCACUGCGUGAGUCGCACCCCCGCCUUGAGAGAGCUCGUCUGAGUCAAAUGCACUUUUUGCUAUACCACUAUGCGAGUCCUGUGACAUACGAUGCAAAGGGCUUUGUCGAGAAGAACAAGGACUCCUCCAGACGGAUUUAUUAG